Bipolaris maydis ATCC 48331 is the source of this 1877-nucleotide messenger RNA. RefSeq lists its product as uncharacterized. The record is from RefSeq and is a predicted model, not a curated record. Gene Ontology annotation, cellular component: eukaryotic translation initiation factor 2B complex. Gene Ontology annotation, molecular function: guanyl-nucleotide exchange factor activity; translation initiation factor activity. NCBI's taxonomy places the organism in Eukaryota, Fungi, Ascomycota, Dothideomycetes, Pleosporales, Pleosporaceae. Gene Ontology annotation, biological process: translational initiation.
ACUGUGCCCCUUACGCGACACAAGCGUCUGCAGUGUCUAGAUCGCAUCAGCCUUCUGCGUCUAGCCUUCUUUUUGGAUUUCCCAAAGAAAAAGAACUGCGGCGACACCUGAACAGUCAUCCAAGAAACACCCCCACCACCCCCACAUCCGCGCGCUAUACACUUCGAAAUCUUGAACAAUACCACCCUUUCAGUGUGCGGAGAUUACCAGGAUGCAGGGCGCUACCAUCCAGGCACCAGGCCUGCCCACAUUCCUCAAGUCGCUCAAGAGCACGCCAGUAGAUGCCUCGGUUGAGCACUUUACCUCACUCCUCAAGCGCCGCCAGAUUCGAAACUCGAGACCUUGCGCCAUUGCAACCACAGCCUUGCUACUGCGCGUAGUGGGCGAGUUCAAGGGGAGAGACGCUGCUAAACUCAUCGAGCGCAUCAAGCAAGUCGGCCGGCGGCUGACGUCAGCCCAACCAAGAGAAGUUGUAGUAGGAAACAUUGUACGGCGUGUACUUGGGCUGGUACGUGAGGUCGUCGACGAGCAUGCGGAUGGACAGACACCUACGGGCAGCGACCGAGGCAAUGCAACACCACACGCCCACGCCUCGCACGAUUCGCUUCACAGGCCAGCACUUCAGUCGAGCAUAUCCACUUUCAGCCCUCUCAGACAUGCCGUAGCAGAGCCCAUGCCCGCAGGCGGCUUCACAGACAACGCUUCCGACGCCAGCGAACCCUCAAGACGCCCCCCGUUGCUCACCUCGCACACUUCGUACGCACCAGCAUCGGCUGCACCUCUGGUACACUCGCUAUUCGGCCUCUUCUCCCAACCAGCAGACACGCCCUCAGCCACGAGCACACCGACAGGGCAAGCAUCGCCCACUGGCAGAAGCAACCUGACUGCGCUCAAUCUCGAGCGACUUGCAGGCAUGGAACGAAGUCAGAAUCUUGAUCUCAAAGGCGAGGUCAUGGAAGGCAUACGAGAAUUGCAAGACGAGCUGGAAACAUCAGACAAGCAGAUUGCUGAAGUUGCGCUCGAACACAUCCACGCCAACGAGAUCAUCCUCACCCACACUGCCUCCACAACCGUCCAAAAGUUUCUCUUGUUCGCUGCACGAAAACGAAAGUUUACUGUUGUACACGCCGAGACGUACCCUGACGACCACACUGCUACGCAUGGAAUCCUGCUUACUGGCAAGAAGCGCGAGGCCAACCCGGACGAUGAUGAGGACGAUGACAAGUGGAAGCCACUCACUGACGCGGGCAUUCAAGUCUACGUAAUCCCAGAUUCGCACGUGUUUGCGAUAAUGUCGCGCGUCAACAAGGUCAUACUAGCUACUCACACAGUUCUGGCCAACGGCGGUCUUGUUGCAGCCGCUGGAGCGCAUAUGAUUGCAAAGGCAGCGAAGGAGCAUCAAACACCCGUGGUAGUGCUCAGCGGCGUUUACAAGCUCAGCCCUGUUUACCCUUUUGACAUUGACGAGCUCAUCGAGUAUGGCGAUGCUGGCAGCGUAGUACCUUUUGACGACGGCGAGUUUGUAGACAAGGUUGAUGUUGAGAAUCCGCUAUAUGACUACGUCCCUGCGGAUCUUGUGGAUCUCUACAUUACCAACCUUGGUGGCCAUGCACCUUCAUAUCUCUACCGCAUCGUCGCAGACCACUACCGCUCUGAGGAUAUCACUCUAUAAUCUACAAAAAGGAAUGGCUGACGAUACCACACCCCUAAUGAGAAAUAAAAAGUCUCUUAUCAGCUACGGCGCAAUUGUUGAAAAGUAAGUAGUACCAACAACUGUUUGCCGCAGGCAUGCCCCAGAGUCCCACGAGUUAGAUACUAUUCCAUUUCACAAACCAAUCAAGACACGCAGUUCAUGCACCAAACACUGUGCCCCAUGU